GCCCAAAUUGUGCCGAUGACAUCAGGUUGCGCAUGCGCAUAGAAGUCCUCCUUGCCCUUGAUACCGAGUCAUUUUAUACCGGCGACCACAGACAUCAAAAAUGUUGUCCUGCACAAAGUUCAUGGCUCCGGCAUCUAGGACACUGGUUUCUUCAACCAGGCUGGCAGCUGCUAGACCAUUGGCUGGAGCAGUAUCUAAGGGUCAAGAUCAGAACACAGCAGUAAGCUCAUACUGUGGUUUGUCAGGCUUCUCUAGUGAGCUCAGCACAUCUCUAGCCAUGUCACCAAUUCUGAGCCAGGUGCGAGGAUUGCAAACGAGUGCAGCGAUGAGAGAUAUCGACUCUGCUGCAAAGUUUAUCGGCGCUGGAGCCGCCACUGUGGGAGUCGCCGGAUCCGGAGCCGGUAUCGGAACGGUAUUUGGCAGCCUCAUCAUUGGAUAUGCAAGAAACCCAAGUCUAAAGCAGCAGCUUUUCAGCUACGCCAUUCUUGGUUUUGCCCUGUCUGAGGCCAUGGGGCUGUUCUGUCUUAUGAUGGCUUUCCUGCUCCUGUUCGCUUUCUAAACGUAAAUAGUGAUUAACGUAGGUAAUGAUGUAAGAUAUUCGAGUCGGGAAUUAAAAGCUCAACAAUUCUUAUUUGCAACACCCAACAAAACGGAGCCGAAAGAUGUCUAGUCCAUCAGCCACGAGUACCGAGUGAUGUGCCGCGUAUGUGAGACCGUGCCGCAUGGGUGUGAAACUACGUAGUUGAAAGGUAUGGUCUGUGUGUGCGAUUUGUUUACAUGCAUUCCACAUAGAUGCAAGAAGGUGUGCUGAUGUACAUGACUUUCGUCCGAUUUCACAGCAUUGUAGGUCAGAGGCUCGAUUGGUCAGUCGACAACUAGUUGUUUCACCUCGUACUUGUAAUUUUGUUUCUAAAGAAGCUGUUAUUAAAAAAUGUUUAAUGUGUUAAACCCU
Molecule: messenger RNA, 952 nt
Organism: Priapulus caudatus
Lineage: Eukaryota; Metazoa; Priapulida; Priapulimorpha; Priapulimorphida; Priapulidae
Product: ATP synthase lipid-binding protein, mitochondrial-like
Exons: 6
Coding region: 101-559 (152 amino acids)
Biological process (GO): proton transmembrane transport; proton motive force-driven ATP synthesis
Molecular function (GO): proton transmembrane transporter activity
Source: RefSeq, a predicted model, not a curated record